AUGUAUUGUGUCAAUUCGCACUUUAAUUUGAUUUGUUUCGGUCAUCCACAUUUUCGGAUUUCAGUUGUAGAUGGUCAAAUUAACGGCGGACAAAAUGUGCAACCAGGAUUGCACAGUGAAGGACAUUCUCCGGAUGUCAACGAACUGCAAGGCAUGCAAUACGCAGGAAGCGCUCUCCAGCACCAGAGUCCGCAAUACCAACCAAUUGGCCACUAUCCAAACUAUGUCCAGAAUAGCCAGUCAACGUAUGAGCCUUCUACAAACAUGAAUAGUCAGAAUCAAUACAAUCCGAGCUUUCCAUACGGAACCACGCAGAAUCGUGCCGCUUAUGGCGUUCAAGAACAACAAAUGGGCCAAAAUCAGUACCCCUAUGGAUUACGAGGCCAAACCUAUCCAUAUAAUCAGCGUGUUGGUCUCCAGUAUGAUCAACCAACUAACCAGAAUCAAACGGAAAUGUUUCAGUCAGGAAUGUAUGGAAAUCAACCGAACAUGUACGGGCAGAAUGGGAACGGAUACAUCACUGAGAAUGGCCAACAACGCCAGGCGACGCAACAAGAUCUUGAAAAAGUCGACCUGUUUAAGAAAUACAUCAACGAAUUUAUGACGCAAAUGGGCGACUGGCACAAUACGAUGUUCAAGGCUAUCCCAUUCAAUCAAGGGCCGAGCUUCCCAAAUUUUGCCAACAUGCCCAGAGUACCUCAGGCACCUUGUCUAUGCAGUCCAGAGAACUGUGGCUCAGUGCAACAGAACAGCGUAUAUGAUGCAACCAAUCAGUACAUUGAGCAAAGGAAUGCUUACCAGCAGAAUGGAACUCCAUAA
Molecule: messenger RNA, 819 nt
Organism: Angiostrongylus costaricensis
Lineage: Eukaryota; Metazoa; Nematoda; Chromadorea; Rhabditida; Metastrongylidae
Source: the annotation of a GenBank genome assembly